Phascolarctos cinereus (koala) is the source of this 646-nucleotide messenger RNA. It is a transcript of the gene KISS1, whose product is annotated as KiSS-1 metastasis suppressor. Lineage: Eukaryota; Metazoa; Chordata; Mammalia; Diprotodontia; Phascolarctidae. Gene Ontology annotation, molecular function: kisspeptin receptor binding. The record is from RefSeq and is a predicted model, not a curated record. Gene Ontology annotation, biological process: G protein-coupled receptor signaling pathway; positive regulation of cytosolic calcium ion concentration.
GAGGGAGGGAGGGAAGAAAGCUCCUUCCACUAGCUCAGAAAUUGCCUUCCUUGGAGUGUGAUCUGAGGCUCCAGCAACCCCUGCCGUCCCCUCAGCCCUGGGGCUGAGCCAAGGUCACCCAGCAGGAUGAGAACCUCAAUGUGCUGGCAACUGCUACUGUUCCUCUCUGUAUUCCCAUUUGGAGAGACUUUGGAUGAAUUUGCUCCUGUUGAGAACCCUGGAUUCACAGGACAGCGUGGCCGACUCCUGGCCCACCUGAUUCCCUGGGAACGGAGGCCCCGGUGUCCUGAGAAACCAGAGCAGAGAAGACAGACACAGAGACCGGCGCUACUCUGCCCCUCUGAUGAGACCCCUGACCCACUGUGGCCAGGUCUAUGCCCCACCCGCAGCCGACUGAUUGCCACACCCCGAGGAGCAUUGCUGGUGGAGCGGGAGAAAGACCCGUCAGCCUACAACUGGAACUCCUUUGGUCUGCGUUAUGGGAAGCGACAGACAAGGAUGGGAAAGGCUCGGGUGACUGCCUGAUAGAGAUCAUGUGUGUCCUGGGAUUUAAAAUGAAUUUCAACCUGGGGACAAAGGUUUCAAGCAAAGGGGCUGGGCUUUUUUUUGGGGGGCAGGUAAAGGGAGAAAGUUCACUGUCCUGAAA